Molecule: messenger RNA, 3747 nt
Organism: Rhopilema esculentum
Lineage: Eukaryota; Metazoa; Cnidaria; Scyphozoa; Rhizostomeae; Rhizostomatidae
Product: neuronal acetylcholine receptor subunit alpha-9
Biological process (GO): monoatomic ion transmembrane transport
Cellular component (GO): membrane
Molecular function (GO): transmembrane signaling receptor activity; extracellular ligand-gated monoatomic ion channel activity
Source: RefSeq, a predicted model, not a curated record
AGAGGCGAAACUGUGCUGCAAACAAUGUCAUGAAAAACUUAUUAAGUGGUCUUAAAAACAAUUUUUAGUACAUAGUUGUAGAAAAAUUGAUGUUGAAAUAAGGACAACAUUACAAACACCCGAGCAUUUUCUUCCAAAGCUGUUCAAUCGUUUUUUGACUUUGUUAGGGCUCCUCUCUUUAUUUUGCUCAAUCUUUAUUGCAUUUAUUUAACAAGCUAGGAGCCAUGGUAAGCAUUUUGGUUUGUAACCGAGGUGAACAUUAGUAAGAACACCGAGCCUUGACGAAACAUUAUCCGUUUCCAAUGGAAAAAAGUGUAUGGCAUUAUACAAGUAAUUUGCAUAAUUUUGCUCAAUCUUUCGAUAAUGAAUGAAAUAGUUUUAAUGUAUAGAAAUAUUUUGCUUUGCAGAUUUAAUUAAAAAUUGACCUGGGGAAAAUCUACUAAGACUCCAGACGCUGCCCCUCAGCAGGCGCGAUCUGAUAUUUCCCCGGCCUUCUGAUAUAAGCACAUAGAACUAGAACAUAAUUUUUCAAGUAAGUAAAGAAGAUUAAAAAUCACUGCAGACAAUUGCUACAAUCGCGGAGAAAAUGGUUUUCAUAAGGGACAAAAUUUUAGUUACAACAUGAACCAGCUGUUUGUCAAAUUGUUUGUCAAGUGUUAGAAAACGUUUUAAAAUCGAUUGAUAAUCUAACAUUAGCUGGACGUCCAGGAGUAUUUCCUUCAGUAUUGUUGGUCCAAAAACUAUUCUGCCACAACUUAAGCCGGGCUCGUUGCUUUGCUUGUCACCAUGCUAUAUAAAGUCAUUCGCCCCCCCCCCCCUGUCUCUCUCUCCCUUCAAGAAAAUAAACAAGUUUUCGGCUCCCCCAGUGUCUGCUGAAGCCUACCUUCGGUGUAAGUUAAAAUGUUUUUGAUCCCAUCUUUAUAUCUAUACAAGGUGUUAAGAUGGAGUUCUCCUGUGUUUUGACAAUGAUUUGCUGUUUGCAAAGGAAUUGAUGAUGCAGGAUUGGAUAUUUUGACCUUAGAUAGGAUUACAAAGUUACGCCUUUCUUUGCUUAUCAGGUCAGUCGAGAGGUGUUGAAGGCCUUUUUGCAAAACCGAAAAAGAAGCGCCGCUCCGAGCAAAAAAAGAAAAAAAUUUUGCGACCAUACACUUAAAACUUAGCUGAUAAUGCAUUUUAAAAUUCCUCGUGCACUCAUUUUCUUCUACUGGUUCAAAGCGUUUUACUAUUUCCUGGCACACUUUUGCUAUGUUUGAUUAAUUGAAAUUCAUUAUUUUAGUGCCACGGACCUCGAUUCCUUGGGCAAUUUGCGCCCUACCCCUCUCUCGGCGGUCCCUUUGCUCACCAAAUCACUCGUAAUUCAACUGUUCUCCGCCGUCGAUCAAUUUGGUUUUUAGUGUUUUAUCGUGCCGACAUGCAGUUAAAUUGAUGCCAACAAUGAAACUUUAAUCAGUACCAAAAGCUUCAGUUAUAUAUUUGUUGAUAUUAUAUCAUCCAAUUUGGUAAAUAAGCAAAAAAGUCAUGUUUUGAUACACAUACAUUGUCGGGUGAAAUUUACCUGCAUUUCGAUGAAUUAUAAACGAUUUCAUUAAUUAGCCCUUUCCAAAGCAUUCUCCUUCCGAAACUGCAUUAUUUAUAAAGGAAUUCUUGAAAGCAAUUGAAGGACACAGAUUUGAAUAGUGUUUUGUUACGGCAUUUCACCCGAUAAUGAUUGAGAUUAAUUCAUAUGGGAAACAUGACGACGCAAUCCUACGCGACUGAUUGUUUACCAAAAGAUUCAAAUGAAUAAGUCACAUUACCAUGCGUCGCAAGACCUGGAGUCCUUACUAGAGUUCUUUCGUGUAGGAGCAUCUCUUGGAAUCCUACCAUGCAUUUGGUGUCAAUAUCCUGGGUGGUUGCUGAAUUGAUAAUGUUACAAUGGAUUGCUGGAAUUUCAAGCUUUAGUACAAUCGAAACAAAGCUUGUGGAAGACCUCCUUGCUAAUGUCACGGCAGUUGGGAGGCCAGUACUUUCAAACAACGAACCAGUUCAUGUAACAUUUGAUCUCAAACUUCACAAAAUAGAAAAGUUGCUUACAAGGGAACAACAUCUCAUCACGCAUACGUUUGUUGUAAUGAGGUGGGCAGAUCCUCGGAUGCGUUGGGAUCCUAGCAAAUAUAAUGGUACCAAAUUGGUCAAUUUAGGCAGUUCUUUUGUUUGGACUCCUGACAUUGUCCUUUACAAUACUGCAGAUCUGAACAAUAAUGCACCAGCAGAUUUCUACAAAUCGCCGCUUCAUGUCUACAGCAAUGGAACGAUUACCUGGUUUUCAACUGUCGUUUGGCAAAGCUCCUGUGCAGUAGACAUUACAUGGUUCCCUGUCGAUAGCCAGACAUGUUCUCUUGUAUUUGGCUCUCUGUCAUAUUCCAAGCAUCGAAUGACAUUGUCCUUCCACAAGCUGCCUGAAAGCUUUGCUAAUCUCCGGAGUAAACAUCACGUGACCAACGGCGAAUGGGAUGUACUCUCGUUAACUGCGAAGACCAACGAGCACCAUUAUGACUGCUGCGAUGCACCUGUGUCCCAAGUUGUGUAUACUUUCAUAUUAAAGAGAAGACCACUAUACUUCUUUCUAUAUCUCAUAUUCCCUAUCAUUGCUGUCGUCCUGUUGUCUAUGUUGAUUUUCAAAAUACCAGCUGACGCAGGGGAAAGAAUUGGAUUUGCAGUGACAAUCCUUCUUACUAUGGGUGUCUAUCUUAUGGUGAUUGCACAGGACCUCCCCCGGAAAGGAGAUAGCGCACCUUUAGUGGGCAUUUUGUAUGUUACAUUGUUUUACAUUAUGGUGCUUGGCUGCGUCACGGGUAUUAUGACCGCCCGUAUGGCAUUCAAAGUCACCAGUCCUCCGGAAUGGCUACGCAGACUCGUAAUUAAGUUGACGAAAAAGAGCUCAAAGAAAAUUGGAGCACUGAAAGCGUCCUUUAACGAUCACCCUAUUCAAGAUAUGCAUUCUGUUAACGAAGAAUUGACAGAUUUCACGGAAUCCGAACAUGAUAAUGAUAUGAACAAGAACAGGAGUCAACAAUUAAGAAAAGAGAAGAGUGACCAGAUAUCAAUGACAAUUUUAAGGCAAAGGAGAAGCUUACACCUCGGAGUAGCUGCGCUUGCGCAAGAUUUCACCCAGGUCGAGGCUGACAAUCAGAAGCAAUGGCAAGAAAUCGCGUUUUUUCUGGAUCGAAUGUUUUUCUGGGGAUACCUUGGCACUAUUGUAAUAGCCUCGUGUUCUGUUCUGCUUGGACUCGAAGUGAAGUACGUUCAAUCAGCAUAAACAUUUUACACCCAAACUUUUGUCUCUUAGAUGCGAACACGAAACGGUCUUAUCUUUUAAUUCUACCGAUGUCAAUAGCCUCUGAACUCAGAAGUGGCGAAUUGGCUAUUAUUGGACGUGCUUUUUAGUAGCUAAAAUAAGUUCUUCUUGGUGAUAAGUAUAUGGUAUUAAAUCUGACGGGCUCCACAAGUUUAUCUUCUUAUAGGAAGGAAAGCAAAUUUACUGUUUGAAAUAUCGACUUGUUGAGCUGGGGGAUCUUCUUCUGGUUAUUUGUCAAAGAUGGCACGAGUUUGUUUAAUAACACUGUUCUACAGGGCCGUUGCUACUCGCUAGCUAUUGUGCAAGGGGGUGUACAGGUUCCGUUUACCGACAAAAAUUGCGCGAUAUCUUUUUUGGCGGCGAGUUUGAAAUUUUCCAGUGGAAUACCCUACAUGACAAAAAAUCAUCUC